Mizuhopecten yessoensis (Yesso scallop) is the source of this 2250-nucleotide messenger RNA. Its product is annotated as cytochrome P450 2J6-like. Gene Ontology annotation, cellular component: intracellular membrane-bounded organelle; cytoplasm. Gene Ontology annotation, molecular function: iron ion binding; oxidoreductase activity, acting on paired donors, with incorporation or reduction of molecular oxygen, reduced flavin or flavoprotein as one donor, and incorporation of one atom of oxygen; heme binding. Lineage: Eukaryota; Metazoa; Mollusca; Bivalvia; Pectinida; Pectinidae. Gene Ontology annotation, biological process: xenobiotic metabolic process. The record is from RefSeq and is a predicted model, not a curated record. The transcript has 4 exons. The coding region runs from base 138 to 1628 and encodes 496 amino acids.
AUUUUUAUGCUAUAACACGUGGCGGGUAAAUUAUUGACCUUGCCUAUAUAUAUAAAGGACGGGUUUUAGAUUCAUUUCACAUGACGUAUUAGGAGAUAGUGAAAUGUACACAUCGUCUGUGGCUAUAUACAAUCAACAUGGAUUUCGGCUCGCUAUUCAGCUUUAACACUGUGACAGUGGCUUUCGUUGUUGUAUUGUUGAUCCUGCUGGUCAGUCGGACACUACAAUGGCCGGCCAAUGUCCCACCCGGACCAUCGGGCUAUCCUAUCAUAGGAAGCAUGCCUCUACUGCGAAAAGGAAACGUCCUGGAGACAUUUCGAAAACUUCGAGCACAAUAUGGCGACGUUUUCAGUUUGAAGAUUGGACCUAAUCUCAACGUGGUUAUCAAUGGAAAGGAGGCGUUAAGAGAGGCGUUUGUUAAAAGAGGGGAGGAAUUCUCCGAUCGACCAGGCGGCUUUAUGACAGAAAAUAUUUUCCACUCUAAAGGUAUUGGUUUCUCUUCUGGUGAACACUGGAAACAAACCCGGACAUUUUCUCUGUCCACACUUCGGAAUUUUGGAUUUGGAAAGAAGUCUUUGGAAUCAAGAGUCCAAGAAGAAAUAGAGGCUUAUUUGAAAUUCAUUGAAAAACAGGAAGGACAACCUUAUGACAUGAAAAAAAUUACAACCAUUGCCAUAUCAAAUAUCAUAUGCAGUAUUACGUUCGGAAACCGAUUUGAAUACACUGACGCAAAAUUCAAGCGACUUACAUCGCUUUUCGCUGAGAACUUUCGGUUACUUUCAGUUGGAGGGGCCCUACGAUCUUUUCCUGGAGUAAGAUUCCUUCCUGGAGAUAUGUUCAAUGUGAAGAAGCUGAUUCAAAAUUUCGCCGAUAUCAAAUCUUUUGUUUUUGAACAGAUCGCUGAGCAUCGAAAAACGUAUGAAGAGGAGAAUCAGCGAGAUUUCGUCGAUGCGUUUCUAAGACAACAAAUCAAACAUGGUGAAGAUGAUCCGAUAUUUGAAGAUAUGAACUUAACGACAUCCGUCAUGAAUUUGUUUGGCGCCGGGACUGACACAACAGCUACCAUAAUUCGCUGGGCGAUCAUUUACCUCAUUCACAACAAACCUAUCCAGGAUAAGCUCCGACAGGAGAUAGAGUCUGUGGUCGGGACGUCAAGGCUUCCGUCACUUGGCGACAAACCCUCCAUGCCUUACUACGAAGCAUUUAUAACAGAGGUUUUACGAAUGGGCAACAUCGCCCCACUGUCUGUGCCUCACGGGGCCUUAAAGGAUAUCCAUUUCCGGGGCAUGAUUAUCCCAAAGGGAUCGUUGAUAAUACAAAAUCUUGACUCAGUUAUGACUGAUCCAGACCUGUUUGAGAAUCCGGAUAAGUUUCAACCAGAGAGAUUUCUAGGAAAGGACGGACAAAUGAAUGGCAAGGAAAGGACUGUAAUGGCUUUCUCUCUAGGACGACGAAUCUGUCUUGGAGAAUCUCUGGCGAGGUUAGAGCUAUUUUUGUUUUUAACCUCAUUGCUGCAAAGGUUCGAGUUUUUCCCGGAAAGCCCCGACAAACUCCCAUCAUUUGACGCGACCCUGGGAUUGGUUCGGGCGUCCAAGGACUACAAGUGCUGCGCUGUUAAGUUGAAAUGAAACAUUGAAACAAAAAAUCUGUGAGGAUGUUUAAUUAUAUCAUAGAGAUGUUAUCAUAUAGAAUUCCAUUUUGUUUGUAAGUUUGUAAUAUAAUCCCAAAGGACUAGACAGAAUUUGAUGAAACUUUUCAUUUAUUGUACUCAUGAAAUAUCUAUGGAAUACAGGUGCUCUUAUGUGCGGCCUCGGAAAACAGUUCAUCUGGUGGGUCCCAACUCCUCGGGAAAAUAGGUUCGGCUGUUGACUGAUAAGGCAUGAAACAACUGUAAAAUGUGAUUUCGGUAUUGAGGGUUUUGCAAAUGUGAAGGUUAAAUGGUUGCUAUUUUAUUUUCAUGGUAGACAAGACCCCUCCCCACUUAAACCAUCUUAAUAAUUCAUGUAGUAAUUCAGGCAAAUUGAUGCCUUAUCUUAAUGUGAUUGCAACGUUACAUAUUAACGAGAUCUAACUCUGUGAUACUAAUUAAGCUGCACACUUAUCCAGUGCCAUUUUACUCUGUAUUCAAUCCAAGUGUUUUCACGCAUGUAUUUCGGAUUAUUUACACACAUUUGAGUAAACUGAUACAAUAUAAACUGAGCAUACCAUGUUUUGAGUGCAUGCUAGAGUUGAUCACAGUAGCAUAGAAAU